GGCAGAGCCUAUAAAGGGCCGCAGUCACCCCGGCUCUGGGCCCGCCCCGCAGGCCCCUGGCUCCCGCCUCGGGAUGGCCCCAGCCCUGGCCCACAGCCGCCGCCUGCUCCGGCUCCCCGGAGCUCUCCUGUUGCUGCUCCUGCUGCUGCUCGCGUCUCUGAACCGAGUUCUGGCUCGGCCGCCCCCGCCACUACCUGACUCAGCACUCAAGGAGGAUGGAUCCUGGCUUGAGGCUGGCCCCCAGGCUGCAGCCUCCAAGCCAAUCCUUCCCAUGCAGGAUGCUCCUCGGUGGGCCACAGCUCAGGGCCGCCCCCGCUGCGGUGUGCCCAACCUGCCUCACAGAUUGCGCCUCCAGAACCGGCAAAAACGCUUUGUGCUGUCUGGUGGGCGCUGGGAGAAGGUCAACCUUACCUACAGAAUCAUGCGGUUCCCCUGGCAGCUGGUCAAGGAGCAAGUACAGCAGAUGAUGGCCGAGGCCUUACGGGUAUGGAGCAAUGUGACCCCACUUACCUUCACGGAGGUGCAAGAAGGCAGGGCAGAUAUCAUGAUUGACUUCACCAGGUACUGGCAUGGAGACAAUCUGCCUUUUGAUGGACCUGGAGGCAUUUUGGCUCAUGCCUUCUUCCCCAAGACCCACCGGGAGGGGGAUGUGCACUUUGACUACGAUGAGACCUGGACCAUUGGGAAUAACCUGGGCACAGACUUGCUCCAGGUGGCUGCCCAUGAGUUUGGCCACGUGCUGGGCCUCCAGCACUCAAACGAAGCCAAGGCUUUGAUGUCCCCUUUCUAUACCUUCCGCUACCCUCUGAGCCUGAGCCCAGAUGACCAGCAGGGGAUCCAGCACCUCUAUGGACGGCGGCUUGUGCCCAGCCCAGAGCCCCACCCGGGCCUGGCCCCUCCAGCUCCAGGCCCCACCAGGCCCCACCCCAAAGUGCCUCCCCCUCCCCAGCCAGGUGACAUAGACACCAACGAGAUCUCCUUGGAGCCAGAUGCCUGCGACACAGACUUUGAUGCUGCAGCCACCAUCCGAGGAGAACUGUUCUUUUUCAAGUCGGGCUUUGUCUGGAGGCUGAGGGCCGGGCAGCUGCAGCCCGGCUACCCAGCCCUGGCUUCUCGCCACUGGCACGGCCUGCCCACCAGCCUUGAUGCGGCCUUUGAGGAUCCACAGGGCAACAUCUGGUUUUUCCAGGGCCCUCAAUAUUGGGUGUAUGCUGGAGAGCAGCGUGUCCUGGGCCCAGCGCCACUCUCUGACCUUGGUCUAACAACCUCAGCCAUCCAUGCAGCACUGGUGUGGGGGACAGGGAAGAACAAAAUCUACUUCUUCCAUGGGGGCAGUUAUUGGCGUUUCCAUGCCAGCACACGGCGUGUUGAUGGCCUUUCCCCGAGAAGGACCACUGACUGGCGGGGAGUACCCUCUGAGAUCAGUGCUGCCUUCCAAGACAGCCAUGGUUAUGCCUACUUCCUCCAUGGUCGCCAAUACUGGAAGUUUGACCCAGUAAAAGUGAGAGUCUUGGAGGGCUUCCCGCGCCUCAUUGGCCAGGACUUCUUCAGCUGUGCUGCACCUGUCACCCUUCCCUCCAAUGCCUUCCUCUAAGCACUGGCCUUGGAGGCCUUGCAUUCCCCCAAACCUUCUUUGGGAGCCGGCCUCCCAUGGGGAUGACCCUGAACCAGGCAGCACUAUUUAUUCAGGGAUGGAAAUGAAGGCUCUGGGAUGAACUAGCUGGGCUCAGGCUCCCCCAUGCCCUCAGCUGGAGGCAGCUGGCUGCCAGCUGGGCUUUCAUGCAGGCCUAGGGAGUCUCGUAGCCUGAGAGUCCAUGUGUUUGGAGGCAGAGAGACUCCAGGCUAUUCUGGUUGUGGCCUACACUGUCAGUUCUGAACCCUGCCUUCUCUGUCAUUGUCCAGAUACAUCCUUUCAGAAUCUCAGCUGGGAUACCCUGCCCCCUGGGGACUCCUCCUAGGUGUCAGUUCUCUUUGGAUUCUCAGAACCUGCUCCACACUGAAGAACUGCCUCUCCCCCUGGACUGACUGCUGUUCCCAGGGGGACAUCAUGGAAGGCCAUGGAGGUGGCUUACCCUUCCCCCAGAGUCCUUUGCCACCCACUCUCCCGGGGAGCGUUGAAUACAUAAUUUCUUUCUACCCUCUAUCCACACCUUCCCACUCGGAAGCCUCUCCUUUCUCCCUAAGCUGUUUCUUCUGAAUGGGGCAUGUCCGUCCCAAGCCAUGGAUCCCAGUUGAGGUGGGCAGGCUCAUCCCAUCCACUCUCAGUGAUCUCAGGAGGCAGGACGUGGCCCCUCACCUAUUGGGAUGUCCCCUUGCUCUUGCAUGCUAUCCACCUUCGGGCCUUACUGUAGGCCUGGGUUUUAUUCGACCUCCUGCCCACCAGUGUGCUUUACAGCUGGCUGUACUUUCUAGCCCCUCCUGGCACCCCAGGCAUCUCGGGACAUUCCUGGUCAAAUCCUGAAGACACAUCCAGGCAGACAGUGGGCCUUUUGGCAUUCCGCUCUCAGUCAGGCCCCUUUAGCAGGGAGUUGCUACCAACACCUGGCCUUCCCAAUUCCUCCUUUUCCUCCUUUCUUCCUGCUCCUUGUCCCAGCCUUCCUGGCAACCCCAAGUCCCACUGACCUGUCCUACUUCCCAGGAUGCUGGGCUGGCCCUUCGCGGGGAUGUUGGCUCACCCUUUUCAUGGUAGGAGAGAUGCCUGGCCAGUCCCCCAGCCCAGGAAUGCCUCCCCUGUGUUUCCCCUCUAGUCUGGCUCCCCCUCAGAGUCCCCAUCCACAGAAGAGAGGGAGGGGUGGUGGGCAGAAAGGGUGGCCCUUGUAUCCAGUCUGGAGAAAGCAAUCUCUUGCAUGCAAAUACUGCCUUCUAUCCUGAGGUACAAGGGUGUCUUCCUUCCCUAACCUCAACCUAGUGUCCACAGGCCUGCUUGAG
Messenger RNA from Phascolarctos cinereus (koala), 2928 nucleotides. RefSeq names its product matrix metallopeptidase 11 (gene MMP11). NCBI's taxonomy places the organism in Eukaryota, Metazoa, Chordata, Mammalia, Diprotodontia, Phascolarctidae. Gene Ontology annotation, biological process: collagen catabolic process; extracellular matrix organization; proteolysis. Gene Ontology annotation, molecular function: metalloendopeptidase activity; zinc ion binding. The record is from RefSeq and is a predicted model, not a curated record. Gene Ontology annotation, cellular component: extracellular matrix.